AAUAAGCUCUCGAAAUUAUAGCAGGCAUAUUUUGCAAAAUUUUCAUUUUGAUCGAACCGAAAUAAUUACAAUAAUUUUCUGUCGUCCAUGCGAUAUUUUUUGUUUUUGUGCAAAUUCUGUUGUGCUUCGAAAAUAACUAUUGUAUUUUAGAUACGUAUUUCAAUACAUUUCCUUUCGUGAAAAAAUUGUGAGUGAAGCACAAAGAUGGAAGAAAAAUCUACUGCAGCAAAUUCAGAUCCCAAACCCAGUGAUGUUAAGAAGUCGAGCCCAGUCAAAGGAAUACCAUCUUGGAAGUCCAGACCUUUGGCAGGAUCGUUGAAACAAUCAAACUCUGCGAUUGGCUCAUCCACAAUUUCCUCUACACCAGCACCACAUUCUAGUCCUGCGUCAAAAUCUUCCAAAAUUCCAACAAGAGAAAAAAGUACUUUAUCAAGCCGAAAUGCGGUGAAGGCUCCACCACCGGAGAAGCGAUUCUCCUUGCGGAAAAAGUCGAAAACAAGCCUGGAAGUUGGAUCACGUGUAGUUUCACGACAGAAGACUUCAAUUUCACCGAGCACCCCAGCUCGAACGCAAAACCAAACUCCACGAAUAGUGCCUUCGCGAACACAAUCCCCACGUCCAUCAAGUGCAUCUACUGUGUCUCCAGCACGCCAUACCCCCCGUACAGUGAGUAGUACACCAACUACCCCGAAACCACUAAGAUCACCGAAACAUCCUUCAGUGUCCACCAUAGGUAAUGUGAGCCAUUUAAAUCAUCGUGUUGGAGAACUACCUUCCUACUUGAAGAAGAAUGAGAAAACCGUUACUGAAGCCACACUUAACACUAAGAAACGUGCCUUCAAUUCGCAGAAGAAGAAACUUACUGAUCUUCAAACCGAUUUUCUUACAAAUUAUAAAGCGCUGCAAGACUUACAAAGUAAAUAUAACAAAUGUGCUGGUAAGAAUGACAAGAUUGAGGAAGUCAAAUUAAUUGCCCUUGUCGAUGGAGAAGCUGGUGAACUUCUGAUCCGAGAUGGAGAAAAGACUUUACAAGUUGUUGGAUCUGCUAAAAGGAGACGUUCUCCAAGUCCGAUGAAGGGGUCGACACUUACUGUAGACAUAGAACAAAUUCGACCUAAAUUAUUACUUAUUCAUGAGGCCGGAUUUAAAUUAUGUCAAGAAUUCGUCGACAACUUUGAUAAAAUCCAAUCUGAAAACACCGAUGUUCCAGAAGUGGGUGACGGCACUACAUUGCAAAAGCAAAUUUUGUUGAUUUUAAAAUCAAUGGAAGAGAAGAUCGUCAAUGAAGAGAACGAACAGAAAAAGCUUCUCACUGAAGUGAUCUUGGAGUUGCAGACUGCUAUUUCUAAGAAGCAUAGCGAUGGUGGUGAUAGCGAGAUCAUUCCCACAGAGGAUCAACUUCGGGCUCUGAAAGAGAAAGACUUGGAAAUUUCCAAUUUGAAGAAACAAUUGGAGGAUCACAAACUAAAGUUGGAGAUUUCCGAUUCGAAGUUGAAAGACAUUGCGGUGAUGGAAUCGAGUACGAUUAAGGCUCUUAAAGUGCAGUUAGCUGAGAAAGAAUCUCUGAUUACAGAGAAGGAAAGGGAGAUCAUGCGGAUUCAAGACAAUCUUAAAAGGACGGAAGAUCACUAUCGUAAAGAAGAGAAGAAGUCGUUAGCCAUAUCGAAUGAUCUUCUUGCUAAAGAAUCUAUUUUGCAUAAGCUUGAGAUUGAUUUGGAAGAGUUGAGGAAGCGAAACAAAGGUUACGAAACAAUCAUCGAUGAAGUCAAACGACAGAAAGAAGGCAUUCUGGACGUUAUUCGGAAGGAGCAGGAAUCCAGGAAACUUUACGACAAAGAAUGUGAAAUACGCAGAAAGUUAGAAUCAGAUCUUGCUGACAAGGAGAAUAUCAUAAUGAAGUUGAGGGAGCUCAGUAAGAAGUCUAUGGCUGAUAAGGAAACCACAGUGUUAGGUGGAGGAGAUCGCACGACUUACGAAACUAAACUUUACAAUGAAGUUCAGACCCUUAAAGCUACUAUUGAACGACUGAAUAAGGAAAAAGUCUCACUAGAGAAGGAAAAGGAAGAUAUGUCGAAAACUUUGUUGACCUACGGCAGAGACGACAUGAAAUUAGAGCUAGCGAAGGCAGGUGAUGAGAUUAAUCAUUUGAAUACGACAAAUGCUUGCCUAAGGGAUAAUGUGAGUCGGCUGGAGAAUGCCAUAGCAAAAAAAGUUGCAAUUAUCAACGAGCUCGAAAGAAAAAUCGCAAAUGGGCAAUACUUGGUAAAUGCAUCAAAGGAAUUACAAAAUGAGAUAAAUAACCUUCGUGAAUCGGAAUGUGAGAAAAAACGUGAAAUCGAUGCUCUGAAAUCCGAGCUUGCGAAGGCCCAUGUCGAGAUUAAGCAACAAGAGGAGACCAUUUGUAUGAACCAACGACUCCUUCGGAUUCGAAGCGAAUUGAUAAAUUCACUCCAAGAGAAGGAAGCGUCGAACCGCUGUCGAAUGGAUGAUCUCUAUUCGGAAAUUAGCAAGAAAACUUCUCUUGUUAAUCAGAUGAACCACGAAAUAUCAGCUAAAGCUGAGGAACUACAAAAUCUGUUCUCAACUCUAGGCACAAAGCAGUUGGAGGUCAACCGGCAAGAGCACAUUAUUAAAAUGCUCGAGGAAAACAAUGAACGAAAUCAACGACUGCGUGUCAAGCAGGAAGACCGGAUAGCCAGACUUGAAAAUGAGAAUGCUGAGUUGAAGCAUUUACUAUGUAAAUACGAUGCUGGAUUAGAUGAAGAGCUGCAAUCAUCUACCUCGGAGAAAAGUACUCGUCCAGCUAGCGCUAGAUAUUCGCCAAAAGCUUCGAAGGAGGAAGAGAACGUCUCCACACGAGACUUGUACGAUUUUGAGCGCAGGAAAAAACGACGAACAGAAAUUGAAGUGAAAAAAAUUCGAAAGUGAACUUUCUUAGAAUCCUUGAUAAAUAUUUGCCCAGCGUGAUUUUCCCACCACCCAAAGAAAAGAUACAUUUCUGCUUUGUAUGCAUUCUGAUGUCAGUUAUAGAUACUUUGUUAUUUUGUAGCACAUUUAUACUCCCCUGUUUUGUACAACAAGAAAACUAUACUUCAAUAUUAUAAACAAUAAAUGCAUAAUGGAAUCAUUCUAA
Hermetia illucens (black soldier fly) is the source of this 3133-nucleotide messenger RNA. RefSeq names its product early endosome antigen 1-like. The transcript has 17 exons. Bases 205 to 2928 code for a protein of 907 amino acids. Lineage: Eukaryota; Metazoa; Arthropoda; Insecta; Diptera; Stratiomyidae. The record is from RefSeq and is a predicted model, not a curated record.